AUGGCAGAGAACAUUGCAGAAAACUGGAAGGUUUUCAGUGGAGCAAACAAGUGGGAGGGUCUUUUAGACAAACCCAUAAACCCUGAUUUUUUGCGCUAUCUUAUUCACUAUGGAGAAAGGGUUCAAGCUAUUCGUGAUGCCUUUAAUUCUCAGAAGCUAUCUAAUACGUUUGGUCUUCCCCGAUUUCCACCAGAAGAGUUGUUCUCCAAGGUGGGUCUAGAAAAGGCCAAUCCAUUCAAAUAUGAAGUCUUGGCCGAGGUUAGGAAACUUGUGGACUAUUAUGGUGAGAAGGGCGAGGAAGUGAGCAUAACAGUGGCAGGAUACAGCCUAGGUGCAGCACUUGCAACGAUUACUGCGAUGGACAUAGUUUCAAAUGGGUUUAACAAGCCUACUGGAUCAGGCAAAACAUUUCCUGUCACAGCCUUUGCCUAUGCAAGCCCUCGAGUUGGAGACAAAGGCCUCCUAAAUGUAUUCAGUGAUCUUAUCGUUAUUCAUAUCUUACGCAUAUCAAAUUUCCUUGAUCCCGUUCCUGUUAUUCCUUUAUUUGAUGGCUAUGUAGCCGUGGCUAAUGCGGAGCUGAUAAUUAACAGCAGCAAGUCACCUUACCUGAAGGAUACCAAACCACAUGAAUUGGAAAUUUAUCUACAUGGAAUUGCGGGCUACAACGGGCAGUUUACAGACUUCGAUUUGGUUGUCCCUCGUGAUCUUGCACUGGUAAACAAAACUUUAUAUAUACUGAAAGACAACGACAAGCUUAAGGUGCUACCAGAAUGGUGGCAUGUGAGGAACAAUCUAAUGACACAGCAUGAGAAUGGAUUCUGGGACAUCGAUACUGAUUAUGUGGCAGAUCCUCCAAGUGAAGACGAUAUUGCAGUAUUGACAAAGAAUGCACUUGCCUGA
Messenger RNA from Dovyalis caffra, 900 nucleotides. The record is from the annotation of a GenBank genome assembly. Lineage: Eukaryota; Viridiplantae; Streptophyta; Magnoliopsida; Malpighiales; Salicaceae.